AUGCACAUGCGGCAAGAAGGCGCACGAACGCCGAUGUGUGAUCGACUACGGCCCGCUCAACGCAGUGACAGUGCAGACCGCCUACCCACUGCCGCCAAUGCCGGACCCCCCGCUGCCGGACACAACCUGUACACCAAGCUCGACGUAGUCAACGCACCCGACCGCAUCAGGAUGGCCGCGGACCACGCCUAUAGACAAAACGGCCUUCAUCUGCUCCCGCGGUCGCCGGUACCGGUGGAACGGUCAUGCCGCCGUUUCGGCCUCAAGAGCGCGCCCCGCCACGUUCCAACGCAUGCUCGUCGAUGGGUUCCUCACUCGCCCCCGCCCCACGCCUUCUGCCGCGUGCUCGCGGACGACUGCAUCGUCUGGGCCGACUCACUCGCCCGCCGAGAUGGUUUCUCGCACACACGCACCGCUCUGUCCCUGUUCCGUGACGCCGGCCUCUGCUUGAGGAUCUAG
Messenger RNA from Morchella importuna, 459 nucleotides. RefSeq lists its product as uncharacterized. Bases 1 to 459 code for a protein of 152 amino acids. The record is from RefSeq and is a predicted model, not a curated record. The transcript has a single exon. NCBI's taxonomy places the organism in Eukaryota, Fungi, Ascomycota, Pezizomycetes, Pezizales, Morchellaceae.